AUGUCCCGCCAAGCGGCAGCAAAGCGUUUGUCAGGCCAGCAGGUGCCGCCGGCGCCGGCGCUUCUUGAGCAGAGGCUUCAUGCCGUCAAGGGCGAGCUCGCAGCAGCGUUUGCAGCCGCUGCAACGUCGGCUAUCUCCGCCACCGAACGUGCUCGAGUCGCCUCAGCCCUCGCUCGCCUGCCCGACUCGGUUGCCGACGUCGUCGCCGAUCGUUACGCCCGCACAGCCUCGCUCGCAUCAUCGAUGGAUGCCGUGCCUGCGGCAGGCGCUCCGGUGGAUGGGCCGCUCUCCGCAAGCGAUCCGCCGCCACUGAGAGCCCAUCGCCUCCGGUCGGCCGCCGCCGAGGAUCGCCUCCUCGCCAGAAUCAACAUCAUUCUCGACAACUUUGUGGAAGACGUUGUCCGCGCCGGCUUUGUCUCCACAGCUGCCAAGUCUGUCGAGGCCGAGUCGACCGGCGGGUCAUGGUACGAUCGCAACGCCGCCGAGGUCUCAGCCGUGCUUGCCUCCACUGGCGCGGGCGGCCGCAGCAGCGCCGACGUGCAUGACGGCGACGCUGAGCAUGCUGGCACGAGCGGCGACAGUGGCGAGAGUGAGCGUGGUGGCCCCGGUGAGGCUGGGAUGCGUAUGGAGGACGUCGGUGCAAUGGCAGCGUCGCUCGAGUCGGCACAGGCCGAGAACCGCGAGCUGCUGCGAGAGAUCGACGUGCUGCAGGGCCAUCUGCUGCGACGGAACAAGCUCCUUGCUGACCAGCGUAAGGCGUACCUCAAGGACGUGGCCGUCCUCCGCGAUCAGCUGCUACGGGCGACGGGCGACGAGUCGUAUGCGCCCAAGUCACAUGGCUCGUUCAUGGACAUGGAGACGUUUGAGAAGCUCCUGGCGACCGGCAUCACGUCCAAGGACCAGCAGCAGGUGCUCAACGACAUGCGGGCCGAGCUCGUUCAGGAAAAGCGGCACGUGCAGCAAGUGUAUCUCAUGGAGAAGCGCAAGCUGACGAACAUGCUCGCCCGCGAGCGCGCGGCCAUGGAGGCCGAGUGCGCGGCGGUUGUCCAGCAGCAAGCCGUCGAAUUGGAGGAUACCAUCGCCGACUUGCGGGAUCAAGUCGCGUCGACGACAGACCAGCUCGAGACGGUCGAAGCUAGGUUCCGCGAGCAGCUGCGGAUCAACGACGCAAACCACUUUGAGGAGCUCAAGGCGCUCCGCGAGCACUACGAGGGCGAGGUCCACAUCGCUGGAGCAGACGCCCGCGCCCGCCUCGACGAGGCCGAGGAGUCGUUCCGCAUCCGGCUCGCAGACAUGCGCCAGGAGUUCCGCAAGGCUCGCGCGGCCCAUGCCGCCGAACUCGCCGAGAAGACUGAUACCAUCCGCAUGGUCCAGGCCAAGCUGGCCCGUGCCGACGCCCGGCUCGCCACAUACGACUCGCAGGUCGGCGAUGCCACAGCUUCAGCCAUGGCCACCCAGCACAAGCUCGAUGCGCUCAACGUCCAGCUCGAUCUGCAGAAGGACAUGCUCCGCGAUGCCAAUGAUCACGCCGACGCGCUGCAGCUCGACGCCGCCCGCGCUGCACUCCUCACCGAGGAUGCGCUCGCCAACACCGCCCGCCAACUCACCGCCGCCCGCGCCGAGAUCGCCCGCCUAGCCGCCCUCGCUACCGGUCCGCCGCAACCCUCGGCUGCCGACGCCGACGCCUCGGCCGCCAUCGUCGCCAAGAUGCACAAUCUCCGCGAGCGGCUAGUGAUCGCCGCGUCUGCCAACGCCGAGCUCGAAGCCCGCCUCGCCGAUGCUGAGGCUCGCGCCGACUCGGAGAUCCACGCCGCCGCCGCACGCGCCUCGGCUGCCGACGCCUCCAACGCCCGCGAGGAGCUCUACCUCGCCCGCGCCCAGACAGCUGCCCUCCGCGAAGCCUACGACACCGCGACAGCUGCAGCUGCUGACAACGCAUCGCGCAUCGCCGCUCUCGAAGCAGACCUCGCCGCCGAGCGCAAACGGGCCGACGAGCUUGCUGUUGCCGUCGAAGGCAAGGUCCGGGUCAUCGUCCGAAAUGUUCCGGCUCAGGCCGACGCCGCUGAGGUGUCGCCGCCGAGCGCUGAAGUGUCUACGCCACCGCCGGCUGCUUCCGCCGCGUCGCCGCCGGCCGAAACGCCACCAACCCGUAGUGUGUCGUUUGCGGCGCCGGCGGCGGAGGCUGCGCUACGUGAGGCCGAGGGCCCGGUGUGGGUGCCUGCGGCUAUGCCCGAGGCGGUGAUUGCCGAGGCGUCGCGUGAGAUGGCGGCAACGAUCGAGGGCGAGGUGGCAAUGUCGGAAGAGGCGCGGGCUGCGCUGCUGCGCACAACGCAAAAGGUCUUUGACCGGCUGUUUGCGGAGAACAAGACAAUCGAGGCGCGGCUGAGCGUGAAGCGGGCGCUGAUUCAGGAGGAGGAGCAGGCGCGGCGCGAGGCGGUCAUGGCCGCGUCGCACAUGCUGACGCCGGCGGCCGAGGACGCGUACGCCGCUGGCCAGGCGCGCCCGAUAGGCUCGCCUGUCCGUGGCGUGGCGCCAGCAUGGCUGGUCGAUUCGGAGGCGCGGGCGUCGCCGAUGUCGCUUGCCGGUCGACGCCAGGCGCUGCGAACGAUGCGGGCGCCGCCAUCGGCGCCGACGUUCCCGACGCCGGUCCAGUACGAGCGGCGCGCGUUUCGGGUGCGGCCGACGACGUCGUCUGGCCUGCGAAUGUCGCUGGUUCCGACCGGCGAGGCCGUGGACGACGCCGACGUCACGGUGGCGUACGUAACCAUGGGCGAGCCGAGCGCGACCGAGGUCCACGUUCCGGCCGGUGCGCUGCGUCCAUCGACCGCCGCCUCGCCGCCGCGGGCGUACCGCUCGCAGGUCUCCCGGCGGCGACAAGCGCUCCUCCGCGAGCUGUACGAAGAGGAGCAGGCGCUUGGGCUGUAG
Messenger RNA from Thecamonas trahens ATCC 50062, 2925 nucleotides. RefSeq lists its product as uncharacterized. The transcript has 2 exons. The record is from RefSeq and is a predicted model, not a curated record. Lineage: Eukaryota; Apusomonadida; Apusomonadidae. The coding region runs from base 1 to 2925 and encodes 974 amino acids.